Messenger RNA from Phanerochaete carnosa HHB-10118-sp, 3283 nucleotides. RefSeq lists its product as uncharacterized. Gene Ontology annotation, molecular function: metalloexopeptidase activity. The coding region runs from base 73 to 3057 and encodes 994 amino acids. The transcript has 7 exons. Gene Ontology annotation, biological process: proteolysis. The record is from RefSeq and is a predicted model, not a curated record. Lineage: Eukaryota; Fungi; Basidiomycota; Agaricomycetes; Polyporales; Phanerochaetaceae.
ACUCAAUCCACCCUGUAGCCAUGCUCGUGCAUAACACUCGCUUCAAUCAGACCUGCAUGCACCCCUCACGCGAUGAAUUUUCAAGCCUGGCUUAAUCGACCCUUCAGUUUUACGGCGAUACCGGUCUCAGUGUUUACUCUCAUCGUCUACGGAGCAGUAUUUGCGGCGGUAUUGGUCACUGACCAAACUCCUGACAUACCCAGUAAUGAGGGCGGGUUGAGCUUACAGAAGGCUUACGAGGAUUUGCAUAUAAUCACAGCCCGUCCGCAUCCCUACAACUCUCACGCAAAUGACGAUGUCCGCGCUUUCCUCCUGGACAGGCUUCAGCCCAUAGUCAGCUCGCAGGACUACAUUCACCUUUCGGAUGAUAUGGUCUCAAACGCAACCUACGUAACGGAUCGCGGAGGGUUCUACUUUGAGAGCACCAACAUCCUCGUGAAGAUAGACGGUACAGACGGGCCUCCUGUUCGCUCGAACGGAGUUGUGUUCUCUGCGCAUUACGAUUCUGUGUCGACUGCCCCUGGCGCUACUGAUAACGGGAUAUCUGUUGUCACUCUCCUCCAGAUGGUCGAGUACCUCGCACUGCCAGAACGAAGACCCCGUCGCACAGCCGUGUUCUUAUUCAACAACGGCGAGGAAGAUGGGCUGAACGGCGUGCACAUGUUCCUCGAACACCCAUGGGCAAACUUGACCACGGCGUUUGUCAACCUUGAAGGCGCAGCUGCGGGCGGCCGACCUAUCUUGUUCCGAACGUCGUCUCUUUCUGUGGCACGCUCGUUCGCCGCAAAGGGAGUCCGUUAUCCUCACGGUAACGUUCUGUCUGCGGACGCCUUCGCCCGCGGCGUCAUCAGGUCUAUAACCGACUUUUCCGUCUUUGCGAAGGGCAUUCCCGGAGAGAAAGAUGGCAUGGCGGGGGUCGACUUCGCUUUCUACAAAAAUCGUGCGUAUUAUCACACCCCAUUUGAUUCUAUCCCCGGCAUGGGUCGCGAUGAGGGCAGAAAGGCGCUCUGGUCCAUGAUGGAAACCGUCAAGGGAUCAGGAUUAGAGCUAUUGAACGGCCCAGACAUCGACGAUAACGGUGACACCGGGGUGUACUUUGACGUUCUUGGACGCGCAAUGGUGGCCUUUUCCUUGAGAGCGCUUCUCAUCGUUCACGUCAUUCUCUUGAUCAUCGGUCCCUCGAUAGUGUUGGGUUUGCUAGCAUGGGUGCUUGUUCUAAGGAAGGACACACGAAUGAAGCUAGGUCACUCUCAUAAUGACUCUGCCGAAGAGCGAACGGCAUGGCAAAGACUCAAGCUGGUGCUAGCAAGACUUAUGGGCUGGGGUCGAUUUUGGCUCUCUCUUCUGAUAGCUAUACUGGUCAACGUCGGUCUCGUUGUUGGCUACGUCCAAAUCAACCCGAAUAUAAUUUACUCGAAGGAAUAUGUCGUUUUCACAACCUUCCUGUCGGCCUCCUUCCUCUCGUACACUCUGUCGCUUCAGCUCUUUAUCAAGAUCUGGCCGUCACCACCCUCGUCACAGAAAUUUGCCAUACUGCUCGAAAUAUAUGUCCUUUCCUGGAUUUUCCUCGUUAUCGGCACGGUCGGAGUCAACAACCUCCACAUAGGUGGAGUGUACCUCAUCACGACGUGGAAUCUAUGUUCUUGGUUGGCAGCGACUCUCGCCCUUGCUGAGGCGGUUGUUCGCGCGAAGUGGCCAUCCAAACAUGGGUCCAGGGCUGAUUUCGACGUUGUCGACGAAUCAGAGAGGGUUCCACAAGAUCAGUCGACGGGGCAUCGCUUCGUGCGCGGCAUACGCUAUGAAGCUCCGGAACGCGCGGAGAACGGCGAGGAUGGCAGAGAUGUCGAGCCUGAGGAGACUGCACCGACGGAGAUCACCCCUCUUAUGCAGCAGCAACGUCAGCAUUCCACCGAUGGUAGGGAAUAUAUCAUUGGCAUCGAUAACGAGCCGCUCCGGGUCGACGAUGCCGGGAAGAGAGAAGACAUCUACGAAGAGUAUGGCUGGUGGAUCUUGCAAAUGCUCGCUUUGAUCCCUCUGCCGUCUACGCUCUUGUCCCAAGUUACACUCAUCCUGUUGCAUGCUCUCAGGAAUACACUCGCGGAUGGGAGUAGCCCUAUCGUCGUGUACAGUGGUCUUGCACUGCUCUGCACACUCAUCUUCGUCAAUGUAUCGCCAUUUGCCCAUCAAAUCGAUCGCAAGCUUCACCUCUCAGUGCUUUUUAUCCUUGUUGUCACCUUGAUCUAUGCCUGGACGGAAUUUCCAUUCAAGCAAAGUGCACCUCUGAAGCUCUUCUUCCAACAAAGCAUAGAGCUUGACCUCGGCGCAUCACACAUGAUUGGGAACGAAAGGCUUGUACUUAAUGCUGAUACGACAACGUACGGGGCAUCCGAUGGCACUGUCGGACAGUUCAUUGUCAAUGCGACGACGCUGUUGACGGGCAUACCAGGCUACGUCGACAAGAAGAUCGUACGAGAGCUCCCCUCGUCUUGGGGCAGGGACGUCACCUACGAGACUGACUACAUCCUCCGACCGGGGUUACUCACAUGCGGCUGGGAAAGCAACCUCCUGCCAUCUCCUGGAGGCAACUCAUCCACACACGGUAAUCCAUCCCAGCCCGAUUGGCUGAGGUUCACUGCUGAGCGCGUGAAUACCUCUGCCGGACGCAUUACCCUCGGCGGGAAGAACACGCGGAACUGUGUGUUGACUUUCGAGCACGCGAUCACGUCUUUCGAGGUGCUCAACGGCGGCGGGCGGCUACAGCCGGGCUAUGAGAUGCCGCACAAUGGGACGAAGAAGAUCCAAAUGUGGGCGCGAACGUGGGAGAAGGAGUUCUUUGUCGAGUUCGUCUGGGCGGGUGCGGACGAGGAUUUCCACAUGGAGGGACGCGCGGCGUGCGAGUGGGCCGAGUACGCGAGCGGGACCGCUGGAAGCACGCACGCGGUCGUCGGUGCACAGAUACCCGCGCUGGAGGAGGUGCUGCAGUUCUUGCCGCUAUGGGCCACGCCGACAAAAUGGACCAUGGGACUCGUAGAGGUGUGGACCAAGUUCUCAGUCUGAUUUGAUGUGUUUUAUCUUCAAAAUCGGACAUCCGAUCAGAUGUUGACGAAGCAAUAGGCAGACAUUCCGCUGUUCCCACGUCCGCUCCCACUCAUCGAGGAGUUGGGCAUGUUCACCGUGCGCUUGAUUGUUGGUUGCACAAGUAACAAUGCAAGCUUCUGGCGUAUAUACGGCCACAGUGGCAGAAGCUGAGGUCAUGGGAGCACCUCCAGAGAUCUAUGUUGAA